UGUCAUGUGACGUCAUCUUGCUGGACGACAGGCGUUGUUCUCCGCACAAGAAAUCUGAACCGGGUCCGGUCCUUUAGGUCCAGUUCUCAAAAGCUCAAAAACACACCGUUAUGAGACAGUGAUAUCACUUUAGAAAGAUAAUCAUCGGUAAUCACCAUGACGACGCAGCGCUAGUGCUCAGCAUCAGGACCAGCAGCAGCAGCAUCAUCAGCGGCGGCGCGCAGGUGCGCUGCAUCCCUCUGAAAGGAUGGAGUUCAAGCAGCUCGUGGACACCGCGGAGAAAUGGUGCUCGGGAAACCCGUUCGACCUGAUCUUCGCCGAGGACGUGGACGAAAGACGACUGGACUUCUACGCCGAGCCCGGUAUAUCGUUCUACGUGCUCUGCCCGGACAAUCUUACCGGUGGAACCGAGAAUUUUCACGUGUGGAGCGAGAGUGAAGACUGUCUGCCGUUCCUACAGCUGGCACAGGACUACAUCUCUUCAUGUGGUAAAAAGACACUGCUGGAGGUGCUGGACAAAGUCUUCAGAUCCUUCAGACCUCUCCUGGGUCUUCCAGAUAUCGAUGACGACACGUUCGAUCAGUAUCAUGCAGAUGUAGAGGAAGAACAAGAGCCAGACCACCAGCAGAUGGGUGUGAGCCAGCAAUAAUGCCCAUUAGAGAGACUCCACGCUUGGGCCACAAUCUCGGAAUCAAUCCCUACUCACCUGACUCUUCUUAAACACGCCGACUGCAUCAUCUCACCCUUUAAUAUCCGGAUAGCUUUUCCUUCACUAUAAUCUUAACCCAAAGGAUCGUUUCGCUUUUUAACUCUUAGUUCUCCUGUCAUAUUUAACCAAAAAAAUCUCAUUCCAGACGUGACAGGAAGUGACAUCACAUGGUAGCAGAUGUUUAGAAUGGAAGUGCAGUACACGCUGAAUACUGACGACCACUAUUUAGAAAUAGUGUGUGGUGUGUAUUAUGCAGCGAUACACGUUUCAAACGCUGUGCUAUCAACUCGUCAGCAUCAUGUUGCAUGUUUAUUUAGUGAGGGAUGUCCGGUUACAGUAGCCUAUCUUUUAAGAGAUGAAAAGCAGGUGACGUUGUUUGGCAGUUUAAUGAAAAACGAAAAGAGAAAAUGUCAACUGGUAUUACUUCAGUUCAUAUUUUAGUGUAAAGUCAAGUCGAUCUCAUUAUUAUGGUGUUCCAUCCAUAGUGUGCACAGUAUACAUAGCGUAUACUUAGAAAGUCAUACUAUUGUGUAGUACUUAAAGUUCUUGGUUGAAGUGACAGAUGUAAUUUGACAUUUUAAAAUGAAACGGGAUAUUUUCUAAUGUGGGUCGGACGUUGAUUUAUCCAUUAGUAAUUCAUUGGAUGAUGUAAUGUCGUUUGCUAGAUGAUAGAUGGUUGAGGGAGGAGUUGUAAAAAUAAGGUGACUUUGUGAUUUCAUCUGGAAAAAAAGGCAUUUAGUAUCAUAUUUUGAUUAUAAAAAAACAAACAAUUAUUUAAACGGAAGUGCAUGUGCUUAUAAAUUAAAAACGUGCAUUAAGAAAUUGAAUAGGGUAAAUUCUUGAUUUUAUGUUGACUAUUAUGUGUUAAUGAAUAACCCCAGAUCUCUUUAAUGAGAUUGUGCUUAUAUAUAAAUAUUUAAGUCGAUCCAAAAUGUCUGAUAUGUAACCAAAAAUCGUGCAUACAAACCCAGCAAGCAAUUUUGCGUUUAAAAGACAUCUAGCCGUCCAAACACAGUCCAGAUGUCUAAGCACCCUUAUGAAAAUUAACCAGUUAAAACCAAUAAACCAUUGUUACUGUAGUAAAACCAUGGUUACCACAAAAUGACCAUGGUUUUGACAAUCCAUGUUUUUUGACACUAUGGUUACUGUAGUAAAACCAUGGUUUUGCUGAUAGUAAUCAAUACACCAAAAAAAACAUGGUUACUACACUUUUACCACAAAAAACAUGGUUAAUUUUUGUAAGGGCAAAAUUUGAGCUGUCAGUGACUUCUAACCAUAGCCCAAAAAUGGAUGAAAUAAAAUAACAGCUUGGUACAGCAAGGUAUUUUAGCAAAAACAUAAUUUAACCAAAUUUAAUUUUAUUUUGGCUAUGGGUCACUUAUAGCCGGUCUAUAUGAGGUUAAUCUAGACCAGUGGUUUUCAAACUGGGGGCCGGGGCCCCCAGGGGGGCCACGAGAUGGUGCCAGGGGGGCCCCAGUUUUAUGACAUUUUAUGAAAUACAUUAAUUUAUCAUGAAUUCUGUGUAAUUAAACCUAAAAAAUAGGCUACUAACCAAAAGCACUACUUUUUUGUAUAAUUUAAUUUAAUUUUUUUACUUAAAAUGUUGAGUUUUAGAACAGUUUUUUGUCACAAAUUUUCUUUGGGGGGGCCGCAAAGGAAUGCACUGUACACAAGGGGGGCCGCACGCUGAAAAAGAUUUGGAACCACUGAUCUAGACUAAGCUAUUGCUUGCUGGGAAGUGUAUUUAGAUUGAAUCAAGAGAUGAGAAGGUAAAGUCUUUGUGUGGUUUGUGAUAGAGCUGAUUUUGUUGUUGUGUUUUGUGCUGGGUGAGAGCGCUUUCAUUCAGUCUUGAUCAGUCUUUUGUCUUUAUUCAUUGUGUUUUUAAUUCGACACAUCAUUGAUUGUGCUUUAUAUGUUAAUUUGAGUCGUGAUUCUGUCAGCUGAGAGGUUAACUAGACAAAGAUUGGAUCGAUUUAAAGAAGACAAUUCCUCAUCAGGAAUCAUUAUAUGGUUCCUAAGAUGUAGUUUCCAAAAAUGACACUGUAUGUUUCUUUAGAUGGUUUUCUUUAUGGCUGUUUUACGACAUCAGGUUGUAAAACCCUUCUAACCGGAGCUUUGAUUUGAUAAGGCGGCUGUAGUUCACAAUGUUCCAGAAUGUAAAGGCUUGUAAGGUGUUAUUGUUGAAUGGUUUAUAUGGCAUGUGCGAAUUAUCUUAAGCAUGUAGGUGACGCCUAAGUGAUGGUCAUGUGACCUGAUGGGAAGGUUUGGAUUAUGAUCAUGACAUGAGAAGCAGUGACAGAACAGGUUAUACAGUAUAUGAAUGUGCUCUUUUGCUUCAGUGGUGUCUUCCUGCAUACGCUCGAGCGUAGAGAUGAUGUUACAUCUGUGUGUUACUGAGAUUAAAGCUCCUGAUUGUCUCUAUGUAACUCAGUUAUGUAAACUUUGUGCUGGACUUGUGUUUCAUUUCUAUUUCGUUUAUUUAUUUAUUUAGUUUGUGGGUAAUAAUUUGACACU
Misgurnus anguillicaudatus (oriental weatherfish) is the source of this 3223-nucleotide messenger RNA. It is a transcript of the gene mturn, whose product is annotated as maturin, neural progenitor differentiation regulator homolog (Xenopus). Gene Ontology annotation, biological process: positive regulation of megakaryocyte differentiation; regulation of signaling. NCBI's taxonomy places the organism in Eukaryota, Metazoa, Chordata, Actinopteri, Cypriniformes, Cobitidae. Gene Ontology annotation, cellular component: cytoplasm. The record is from RefSeq and is a predicted model, not a curated record.